AUGCCGUCCCUCCCAGUCCUCGUGGACACCACUCCCGAUCUUGACUUUUCCGACUUUUCCCCCGCGCAAAAUGUGAAUCAAAAGCGCAGCCUCCUCCUAGCGCCCCCCUCUAUCGCUGCACACGAAGACAAACUACGAGAUGUCUUUGCUACAUUUGACCGUUCGGUCACCGACUUGCAGAUGCUCGAUCGCCUUUCUGCCGGGUUUGUUGCAUUGCCGCCCUCCACAUACGACCUCGUGCUCGUCCUCACAGACGCCAACGGUGCGCGACGCAACGAGGCCCUCGAACUGCUAAACCGUGGUGUAUACAACAUACUGAUGCCAUCUAUGAAGCAUGGAGCAAAGUUGGAGCUCCAGGAUGGUCCCUUUGGAGGAAACGACGGCCGGGAAGCGAUAUUAGCAGGUUUGGUCGAGAAAGAUGGCGCUUUUGAGAAACCAGAAUACCAAGAGGUUGUCGUUCCACUUCGCUUUGGCGCCAAUAAGAAGAAGAAUAAGGCCGCGCCGGAGCCGGUUAAGCCACAAAAUGUUGGGUUUGUCGACUACAAAGACGACGAUGAGCUGAUUGACGAAGACGGCUUAUUGUCCGAGGACGAUCUGAGCAGACCAGUCCAGCUUCCCGCGGAAUGCCAACCAGAAACCGCAAAGAAGCGGCGGCGUGCCUGCAAGGAUUGCACCUGUGGCCUCGCAGCUCAACUAGAAGCAGAAGAUGCGGCGCGCCGUGAACAAGCGAACAAGGACCUAAGUGUACUGAAACUGAAUACUGACGAGCUGAACGACGAGGUGGACUUUACUGUGCAAGGGAAGACCGGCUCAUGCAACAGCUGUUCUCUGGGAGAUGCCUUCCGUUGCGCAACUUGCCCAUUCAUUGGAUUGCCUGCGUUCAAGCCUGGCGAAGAAGUUAAAAUCAUGAACGACAUGGCGCAGCUUUGA
This is a messenger RNA of Talaromyces atroroseus, 930 nucleotides long. Its product is annotated as Fe-S cluster assembly protein dre2. Gene Ontology annotation, biological process: iron-sulfur cluster assembly. Lineage: Eukaryota; Fungi; Ascomycota; Eurotiomycetes; Eurotiales; Trichocomaceae. The coding region runs from base 1 to 930 and encodes 309 amino acids. The record is from RefSeq and is a predicted model, not a curated record. Gene Ontology annotation, cellular component: cytoplasm. Gene Ontology annotation, molecular function: iron-sulfur cluster binding. The transcript is spliced from 2 exons.